This is a messenger RNA of Protopolystoma xenopodis, 594 nucleotides long. NCBI's taxonomy places the organism in Eukaryota, Metazoa, Platyhelminthes, Monogenea, Polystomatidea, Polystomatidae. The record is from the annotation of a GenBank genome assembly.
AUGUUUCCCUACCUAGUGCCCCAUUCACCUCUUUCCUAUUUCCCUCUCCAUUCCCCUCCCCCACCUUUUUUCUCAAUAUUAUCCACUACAUUUUCCUCCAUAUCCUCUUCAUCCCCUUCUCCAAGGCCUCAUUAUCUCCAGCAUGGUGCUCUAUGUCCUCCUUCUGCCCUUAUCUCACUUCUUCUGUCUUCUCUUCACUCCACUCUUCUAUAUACUCAUCUACCGUCUCCUCUAUAUCCUCCGCAUCCAUUUCUCCAACAAUCAUUUUCAUCCAUAUUUAUCCUACCUCUUUAUCCGCUUAUACGUAAUAUUAUGUACUAUCAUCUCUUCCAACAAUUUCUCUCAAUCCAACUCUACACUCCACUACCUCUUUCCAUUCUACACACUAUAACAUCUACUUUUAUCUCCUUCUCCUCUAUCCUCCUUUUCUACUUACUCAUCUGCCUGCCCCUCUCCGACUUUCUCGUCUGCUUCCUCUUCCUUUCCCCUCCUCUUCUACCUCCUCAUCCCCUUCUACAUUUCGCUCUUCUACACAAUAUACUUCACGCCCUCCACCUCCCCGUCUUCGGAUUUAUUCGCUGCUUUCUUCUUUGA